This is a messenger RNA of Tinamus guttatus (white-throated tinamou), 1437 nucleotides long. The record is from RefSeq and is a predicted model, not a curated record. NCBI's taxonomy places the organism in Eukaryota, Metazoa, Chordata, Aves, Tinamiformes, Tinamidae.
AUGGACACCUCUCCUCACACUUACACCGCAACCUUGGGCAUCUCCUCCACCUCCACAGACACCUCCCACACCACCACCAGUGGCACUUGGCAAACCACACCACACACCUCAGCGUCUACAACCAAAACCUCUGCUCACACCAUCACCAGGACCCCAAGCAUCAACAGCAGCCCCCUCACAUCAAUCAUGGACAACUCACAGACCACCACCACACAACCCACUCUACACUCUACAGAGAGCUUGGCUUCUGUGGCAACCUCCAGUACAACCUACGCCACAGUGUCGGAAAAUGCCCCCUCCACCACCAACAUCUCUCCAGACCACACAAGCACCUCUCCAACCUCAUCGCACUCCUCAAACACCCUCUCGGCCAACGGGGAAACGACCAUGAUGACCAUCGUCACCUUCACAGACACUUUCACCUCCACCACAGACACCUUUUCGUCCUCCACUCACACUCCCAGCACCACCAGCAGCACACGGCAAACCACUGCAGAAAACACAGGAACACCGCGCACUCCCGUGCUCACUCCUAUCUCCACAGAUGCUCCAGCCACCAUCACGGCCUCCUCCAGAACAUCCACAGACACCUCAGAACCUCCCACCACCUUCUCAACAACCACCACACACACAUCUGCCAGCACUGCCCUCACAGACACCUCAAGCUCCAGCAGCUCCAGCUCACCUCUCACACAGAGCAUGGCAAGCGCAGCUGCAUCGGACAUCACCUCCCACAGCCUCUCCACCACCUCCACAAGCAGCACAGGAACCUCCCAAGUCACCACAGGCACCACGCCAACAUCAGCAGCCUUCUCCACCAACACCACUACGGGCACUUCGGAAACUCCCACCAACACCCCUACAACCUCAGGAGCCUCCUCGUCUACUCUGGGAACCUCUGCAACCACUGGAGAAACCUCACAUGCCACCAUGGACAGGGACGUCUCUAUCACAACCACCUUAACAGCCAGGACAUCAACCACCAAGAUGCCCACGGACUCUGCAGCAACCAACACAGGAACACUGCACACCUCCAUGCUCACACCUCUCUCCACAGACACCUCUACGACCACCACGGCCUCCUCCAAAACAUCCACAGACACCUCGGAACCUCCCACCUCCUUCUCAACAACCACCACACACACCUCUGCAACUUCCAUGGACACACAUGUCUCUACAGACACAUCGGACACAAACAAAAGCCCUGACGUGACCUCCACAAUCACCAUGGACACCUCUCCUCACACUUACACCUCCUCCAUGGGCACGAUCUCUACCUACACUGAUGACACCAGUGGCCCCUGGCAAACCACAGCACACACCUCAGCACCUACAACCACCAUCUAUGCAGAUGCGACCACCACCGCCUUGGCCAGCACAGCCCUCACAGACACCUCACGCUCCACCAGCUCCAGCUCAGCUCCCACACAGAGCAUG